AUGGCACUCGGGAUUCUCGAACCAGCGGUCGAACAUGUUCCUGGGACCGUUUAUGUUUACAAUGCGCAACAGCGACAGACAGCCUUGUUGGAGUCUGCCCAACAUCUGAAGAGAGACAACACCGGGAAAAUUAUCCUAGUGCCACAACCAUCAGCCGAUCCUAACGAUCCUCUGAACUGGCCACUAUGGCACCGUGAUCUCAUCCUCGCUAUCCUCUGCUUCGUUUCCUGUGUUGCUACCACCGCAUCACCCUUAUUGGCGGCAGAUUCGACGACUCUCGCAAUCGUCUUCAAAAGAACAUUCCAAGAUGCGGCACUGCUGACGGCGUAUCACUUGGUCGGUGUUGGAGUGGCAGGUUGGCUUUUUGUCGCAUCUGCCCGAGUCUGGGGCAAGCGACAUUUGUUCCUGUUUGGGGCUUUGCUCAUGGUUGCGAGUUCCGCAUGGGGUGGCUCCACCCACUCGAAUCACAAUUAUGCCAGUCUUCUUUGGAGUCGUAUUUUCCAAGGGGUUGCCCUGGCACCCUUUGAAGCCCUUGUCAACGCUUGUGUUGGUGAUCUCUAUUUUGUGCAUGAACGUGGACUGCGCAUGGCUAUCACAAACACAUGUCUUUUCGGCGGAGCAUUUCUCACACCGGUAUUUGUGGGUAUGAUUGCGGCGAACAUGGGUUGGCAAUGGAGUUUUUACCUUCUCGCGAUUUUCAUGGCCUUGGGAUUCUUACUUGUCUUGUUCUUUGUGCCAGAGACGGCGUAUCGGCGAGACCAUGCCCUCGAACUGGAUCUACUUGCCAACGAUUCUAAUGACGCCAUUCAGACACCAACGGUCUAUGCCGAAGAGGUGUCUGAGGAGAAGACAGCCCAAACGACGACGAUCCCCCAGUCUGCAGUGCCAGCGAAAGCAACCUUUCUCCAGCAAAUGAUGCCUUUCAACGGGCGAAAAACCGAUGAGAACUUCUUCAAACUGCUCUUUCGACCGUUCCCGUUGUUCUUCCAUCCAGCAGUCAUGUGGGCGUGCUUGAUUCAGGGGGUCAUCAUCGGAUGGACAGUCAUGGUGGGUGUUAUCCUAUCACUGAUAUUCUUAGGACCACCUCUAUUUUUCAAUGAGGAAAAGGCAGGGAAGAUGUACACGUCGGCAUUCAUUGGAAGUGUCCUGGGACUCAUUCUCUCGGGAGUAUACAGCGAGGUGGUGACGAACUUCAUGAUCCGCCGGAACAAAGGCAAAUAUGAGCCUGAGUUUCGAAUCCUGCUGGUCCUCCCAACCAUGGUGACGGCAGCAAUCGGGCUUUACGGGUUUGGCAUCACGGCUAACGACGUCAAGCGUUAUGGCUGGAUUGUGCCCGAAGUGUUCCUCGCAUUCAUCAUCAUCAGCAUGGUCAUGGGCGCGAUAGCUUCCGCUCAAUAUCUACUUGAUGCACACCGAGAUAUCGCAGUCGAGGCCUUCACCAACCUCCUGAUCUUCAAGAACAUGUUCUCCUUCAUCCUGGCGUAUAACGCGUACAACUGGGUGUUUAAGAUCCGGAUCCGGCACCUGUUCAUCAUCUUCGGCAGUUUGGAGGUCGCCAUUUGCUUCCUCGCCGUGCCGAUGUAUAUCUACGGAAAGAAAAACCGGGAUUACUUCCAUCGGCAUGACAUAUUGAAGAUGGCCGGCUUGAGAUAG
Exophiala aquamarina CBS 119918 is the source of this 1653-nucleotide messenger RNA. RefSeq lists its product as uncharacterized. The record is from RefSeq and is a predicted model, not a curated record. The transcript has 3 exons. The coding region runs from base 1 to 1653 and encodes 550 amino acids. Gene Ontology annotation, biological process: transmembrane transport. NCBI's taxonomy places the organism in Eukaryota, Fungi, Ascomycota, Eurotiomycetes, Chaetothyriales, Herpotrichiellaceae. Gene Ontology annotation, molecular function: transmembrane transporter activity.